CAUUUCCUGCCGCUCUGGCUCUCCCGGCCCCUGAAAGUUCGUCCCAACUUUUUCUCCCCCGGGCGGGCGCGGCGGGCGCAGUCCGGGGGCAGGUUGCUGCGCUCCUCCUCGCUCCGCCGCCUGCCCUCCCGGCGCUGGUCCUCGGGGAGCGGCCGCCACUCAGUGGCCCCUGGCGGUCCUUCCCCUCCCACCUCGCCCAUCCUCCCGGCCCCAGCCUCCCUCUGGCGGGACAGACCCGAGCCAGGGUGGUUCUCCUUUUCCCCUUCUCCGAGCGCCCCCGCACCAACUCUCGCGCCGGGAUCGCGGCGGAAACCUCCCUCCUCUUUCGCCUCCUUCGGCUCCUUCCCUCCGCCCUUCCACCGCCAGCCACUGGAAUCAAUUCUUUGGGGGAAUUGGGGCUUCGCCGCUGCCGCCGCCGCGGAGGACAGCCUUUCCGCGCGGGACUCCGGGGCACCGAUAGGGCCAUGUAAGCAGUUGCCGUCACCCCCAGCUACAAUUUAAGGAGAUUGUGGGGUUUCGUCUUCAGUCUGUCCAGGGACUGGCUGUUGCAGGCUCUUUGUGAAGCGACCCUCCAGAGCGCCACGCCGGGCAUGGACGCCUUUUUCCGCACUUGGAGGAGCACGGGUGCUAGUGUCAUCGCCCAGUCACAAAGCUGCUAAGGCCGUCUCAGGGGCGUGGGCGUCAGGACAGGAGGGCAGCAUCCGAGGGCCACAGAGCCAUGCCUUUCGGCCUGAAGCUCCGCCGGACCCGGCGCUACAACGUCCUGAGCAAGAACUGCUUUGUCACCCGCAUCCGCCUGUUGGACAGCAACGUUAUCGAGUGCACGCUGUCUGUGGAGAGCACAGGGCAGGAGUGCCUGGAGGCGGUGGCCCAGAGGCUGGAGCUGCGGGAGACGCACUACUUUGGCCUUUGGUUUCUCAGCAAGAGCCAGCAAGCACGAUGGGUGGAGCUGGAGAAACCUCUGAAGAAACAUCUGGACAAAUUUGCUAAUGAGCCUCUGCUUUUCUUUGGAGUCAUGUUUUAUGUGCCAAAUGUGUCGUGGCUUCAGCAAGAGGCCACAAGAUAUCAGUAUUACCUGCAAGUCAAAAAAGACGUGCUUGAAGGGCGGUUGCGAUGUACGCUGGAACAGGUGAUCCGGCUGGCGGGCUUAGCUGUGCAAGCUGAUUUUGGAGACUAUAAUCAGUUUGACUCUCAGGAUUUCCUCAGAGAAUAUGUGCUGUUUCCAAUGGAUUUGGCCCUGGAAGAAGCUGUUCUGGAGGAGCUGACACAGAAGGUGGCCCAAGAACACAAAGCCCACAGUGGAAUCCUGCCAGCAGAAGCUGAGCUUAUGUACAUCAAUGAGGUGGAACGUUUGGAUGGCUUUGGACAGGAAAUCUUCCCUGUGAAGGACAAUCAUGGAAACAGUGUGCACCUGGGCAUUUUCUUUAUGGGGAUUUUCGUGAGAAACAGAAUUGGAAGACAAGCAGUAAUAUACAGGUGGAAUGACAUGGGGAAUAUCACUCACAACAAGUCAACUAUCCUGGUGGAGCUCAUCAGCAAAGAGGAGACUGCCCUCUUUCACACGGAUGAUAUCGAAAACGCCAAGUAUAUAUCUCGAUUGUUUGCUACACGGCACAAGUUUUACAAACAAAACAAAAUCUGCACUGAACAAUCAAAUUCUCCACCCCCUAUCAGACGCCAGCCCACCUGGAGCCGGUCCUCCCUGCCCCGGCAGCAACCGUACAUCUUGCCUCCCAUGCAUGUCCAGUGUGGCGAACACUACUCGGAAACACACACUUCUCAAGACAGCAUCUUCCAUGGGAAUGAAGAAGCCUUGUAUUGCAACUCGCACAACAGCCUGGACUUAAGUUACAUAAAUGGCACCGUCACCAAUGGCAGUGUGUGUAGCAUUCACAGCGUCAACUCCCUCAGUUGCUCCCAAAGCUUCAUCCAGGCUUCUCCCGUGUCCUCCAACCUCAGCAUCCCUGGGAGUGACAUCAUGCGGGCUGACUACAUCCCGAGCCACCGGCACAGCGCCAUCAUCGUGCCAUCCUACCGGCCGACCCCCGAUUAUGAGACAGUCAUGCGGCAGAUGAAGAGGGGGGUCGUGCACACGGACAGCCAGAGCCAGUCCCUGCGAAACCUCAACAUCAUCAACACCCACGCCUACAACCAGCCAGAGGAUCUGGUGUACAGCCAGCCCGAGAUGCGGGAGAGGCACCCCUACACUGUUCCUUAUGGGCCCCAGGGGGGCUACGGUAACAAACUGGUCAGUCCAUCGGACCAGAUCAACCCGAAGAAUACCACGGUGCCAAGCAAGCCCGGGGCAAGCGCCAUCUCACACACGGUGAGCACCCCGGAGUUGGCCAACAUGCAGCUCCAGGGCACCUAUAACUACAACACGGCCCACAUGCUCAAAAACUAUCUCUUCCGGCCACCACCCCCCUACCCACGGCCCCGCCCCGCCACGAGCACCCCGGACCUCGCCAGCCACCGCCACAAGUACGUCAGCGGCAGUAGCCCCGACUUGGUGACUCGCAAAGUGCAGCUGUCCGUGAAGACCUUCCAGGAGGACAGCUCCCCGGUGGUGCAUCAGUCUCUCCAGGAGGUGAGCGAGCCCCUCACGGCCACCAAGCACCACGGCACGGUGCACAAGCGCCACAGCCUGGAGGUGAUGAGCAGCAUGGUGCGGGGCAUGGAAGCCAUGACCUUGAAGUCGCUAAACAUCCCCAUGGCCCGCCGCAACACUCUGCGAGAGCCGGGGCCACCCGAGGAGGUGCCGGGGAGCCACGAGGUCCCCCAGCUUCCGGAGUAUCACCACAGGAAGACUUUCUCGGAUGCCACGAUGCUGAUCCACAGCAGCGAGAGCGAGGAGGAAGAAGAGGAGGCUCCGGAUCCGGUGCCCCAGAUCCCCGUGCUCCGCGAGAAGAUGGAGUACAGCGCCCAGCUACAGGCCGCCUUAGCCCGCAUUCCAAACAAGCCCCCACCCGAGUACCCCGGACCCAGGAAAAGUGUGAGCAACGGGGCGCUGGGGCAAGACCAGGUGUGCCUUCCUCCCGCCAUCGCCAGGGCCAGGGUCCUGAGGCAGGGGCCAGCCAAGGCCAUCAGUAUCUCCCGGGCUGACCAGAUGGCCAUCAACGGGUCCUCUCUUGGUCCAUCCAUCUCAGAGCCCGACCUGACAAGUGUGAAGGAGCGGGUCAAGAAAGAGCCUGUGAAGGAGAGACCUGUGUCUGAAAUGUUCUCCCUGGAGGACAGCAUUAUAGAAAGAGAGAUGAUGAUCCGGAAUCUAGAGAAGCAGAAGAUGGCAGGCCUGGAGGCACAGAAGAGGCCACUGAUGUUGGCAGCCUUGAACGGACUCUCGGUUGCUCGGGGCUCGGGGCGGGAAGAAAGUCGCGUUGAUGCCACCCGAGUUCCCAUGGAUGAGAGGUUCAGAACCCUGAAGAAGAAGCUCGAAGAGGGAAUGGUGUUCACAGAAUAUGAGCAGAUUCCAAAGAAAAAGGCCAAUGGCGUUUUCAGCACAGCAGCUCUGCCAGAAAAUGCUGAGCGCAGCCGUAUCCGGGAGGUCGUCCCCUACGAGGAGAACCGCGUAGAGCUCAUACCGACCAAAGAAAACAACACAGGCUACAUUAACGCCUCCCACAUCAAGGUGGUGGUUGGUGGGGCAGAAUGGCACUACAUCGCCACUCAGGGGCCUCUGCCACACACAUGCCAUGACUUCUGGCAGAUGGUGUGGGAGCAGGGAGCGAAUGUGAUCGCCAUGGUCACCGCAGAGGAGGAAGGCGGACGAACCAAGAGCCACCGAUAUUGGCCCAAACUGGGUUCCAAGCACAGCUCAGCCACCUAUGGCAAGUUCAAGGUCACCACAAAGUUCCGAACAGAUUCCGGUUGCUAUGCAACCACAGGCUUGAAGGUCAAGCACCUUUUGUCCGGGCAGGAAAGGACAGUGUGGCAUUUGCAAUAUACUGAUUGGCCAGAUCACGGCUGCCCAGAGGAUGUUCAAGGAUUUUUGUCCUACUUGGAGGAGAUCCAGUCGGUCCGUCGCCAUACCAACAGCAUGUUGGAAAGCACCAAGAACCAGCACCCCCCGAUAGUGGUCCACUGCAGUGCUGGGGUGGGAAGGACCGGCGUGGUCAUCCUUUCUGAGCUGAUGAUCUACUGCCUGGAGCAUAAUGAAAAGGUGGAAGUGCCCAUGAUGCUGAGGCUCCUCAGGGAGCAGAGGAUGUUUAUGAUCCAGACCAUCGCUCAGUACAAGUUUGUCUACCAGGUCCUCAUCCAGUUCCUCCAAAACUCCAGACUCAUUUAACCCCCGGCUUCAGCUCCUGGAAGAGGCGGCCAGCCCCACCGUACAGAUGGGGACGCACCUCCAGACAACAUCUGCUCCCCCGGCAGGGCGCGGAUGGCCGGAGCAGGCAGGUCACGGGCUCCCUGAAGACAGAAGCGCCAAGAUCGUUCACACACGUCAUGUAUUAUUUUAUAGGAGAUAAUUUAUUUUUUCCCCCUUUGGAAUAACUUUUGUGAAUCAUCGUAAUGCUGUUUUCACAAUAAUAUAGUACUUUUCCUCUGAACCACAUUUUGACUGAUCUGCAUUGUAAUAGGUCAGUAGGGAGGGUUGCCUGGUGGAUUAUUUGGGGGACAGAGGCAUAAGGGAACACAUCUCUAGUGAAGUUGCAGCCAGAUUUGUAACCAGCCCUGACAUUUGUCAGCCUAAUUGCUCACGUCCACAUCAAAGAUGGCAAGAAAAUGAGUUCAUCCUAAAAUAUAAAAGAUAAGGGCUAAGGCCCUUUCCUGAAGGAGAAGAACAACACUCUUUUCUUAUAUUUGGGGGCUCCUGUGGCUUGAUGGGCAGUUCCUUCCCUUUCCCCUUUUUGCCCUCUCCCUCAGUAGUCUCUUUUUUCCUCCCAGGCUUGAGUUAAAGACAGGACCAGCUAGAGGAAACGCUCCCUUUCCAAUGCAGUGAUUGCCAUUGCCCGGGAAGAACGAGGACUCUGUGUUGUAUCUUUCUCAACCACUCCUUAUUCUGGGCUCUGGAGCCUGUUCCCCUGCUGGAGACUGCACCCUUGAUAUUUGCUGCUUCUCCCUGUUGGCUCAGUGGACCCUAGUCUGGUGGCCUCCGAGACCCUGGGCCAGGCCGUCUGUGCAGCUAGGCUUCUUGCCUGAUUGAGAGAAGAUAACAGACCAGUGUGGAAGAGAGAGGAGACAUGCAGGCCCUUGAUACUGUUUCUUAUUUAAAUAUGAAGCGUGUGCUGACGGGGAUCUGAAGGUCAAGGUGCUGGGUGCCAUGGAAAGGUUAUAAAGGAAGCGGUUGGGAAAGCUGAUGUAUGGGGGCUCUUUGGCACUCAGGUGGCAGGGGCCCUGCCAGGAGCCACCCCAAGUGUUAUCCCCGCUGUGCUGCUAAGCAUCUCCAGCCUUUGGCCUGCAGGAGCAGAACUAAGCCCACCCAGGACCUUGCAGUCCAAAGCUUGGCCCACCUGCUGAAAGACGGUGAGAUUUGUGCUGCUUUCCUUUUCUCCAUACAGCCCACUCUGGUCAGUUGUGGUAUUAACCCUGCCCUCAGUUUGAAGCUCAGUCCUUAGUUCGUCUCCUUCUGGGCCUUCAUUGGCCACUGUCCUUCUGAAUUUUGUAGGUUAGUACAUAAUAAAUCAUGUUCUGCACAUUUUCCCUCCUGCUGACUUCUGGGGAAUUUUCCCCUCUACUGUCUAGUUUUUCUUGAUGCAACUUUUAAUUGUGGCUUUGUUCUUAAAAUUGACUUUUGCGGGUGUUCCAUGAUGCCUUCUUCCACUGCUCCCUUUUUUUUUUCCUCCUGAGGUGCAAAUAUAAAGAAAGAAUGGCAUCCAGUCGACCAGAAAGAGUGUGCCUUUGUGGCUUCCGGUCACCACAACAGGCGGGUGCGGAAGCAGAUUCCUGAUGAACUACUUUGGGGUAUGAAUCAACUUGGUUUCACAUCUGGCCAGGUGUUAGAGUGGUGGUUCUCUGUAUUUGGACUCAGUAUCUGGCGAUGGAGGGCCUCCUACCUUCUCUUCCAAGGUCUAAAGAAUCAGUCAAGGAGUAGAACUUCAGCUGAGCACCAUAGAUUCUGGAAUUUUGCUGCGUGAUCUGAAAAAGAAAACCACUAGUAUGACGUGUAUUUUCAGUGGAUCACAGCUCGUAACCCUCACUAGGAGACGCUCAGAAAUUGGGUCAUCGGCAAGCAAAGAGGUAUUGUUUCCAUUUCCUUAGGGACUUUCCAUCCUUGGGAUAUUCUGCUGUUAGGGAUGUUUUAACAGUUGGUCUGCCGUUACUGGUUUAUUGUUUGAGGAACCACAUCGGUAUUUCUCUUUGUCUCUCAGGCCCCAGUGUGGGGUGUUAAAAUGUCUCAUGUGGGCAGCGUGUAGAUCUGCUGUCUCUGAGCUCAUCACUCACGGCCCUCCUUUCAACUCAUCCACUGUUGCCACUUGGUGCUCUGGGAAUAUUCAUGAACGCACAAAAUGCAAAGAAGUAGGUUCAGUAUCCAAUUUCCUAGCCAAAGGUUGUAUUGAAACUCAAAGGAAAACAUUUAAAAGUGAUUCCCCAUAUUUUGUUUUUAAAAACAAAUGCUUUUCGCCCUUGAGCCCAUUUUGCCUUCCUUUUCACGUCUCCAGUAAAUGCCAACCUAUCUCCUGUUAAAUUAGCAGCAGCCAUUUGAAGUCCUUUCAGUGGCAUCUGCAUAAUAAUUGCCCAGAGAUGCUUUAUAUCUGGGAAGCAAGCCAAGGAAUAAACCUUGAAGCAAAGUGUAUUAAAUUAGUUAUCUAGUUAGAGCUUUUGGAGUGAGUUCCUGACGAUGUAUCAAGUCUGAAGCUGGAGCUAUCGGGGGUCUGUUGCUACAGUUUCGACUUGAAGGGAGAAAAUUAAAAAUGGAGGGAAAAAAAAAAAAAAAGGAUACCAUCUUACAACAAAGCCAUCCAACACUUUCAGGCCUCUGGUUUUGAAGUUUUUCCAGUUGAAAUGUUUUGUUUCUUUCAUCCACUCCCAUUUGGAUAUAUUGACCCAGUGUUCAUCCUUGUUUACCGUGGUGCCUGAACCAGAGGGGCUGAGUUUGACGUCUUCAUCCUUGAGCUGAGCUAAGCCUGUUUGAAAAGCCGAACCGUAUCCUGUUGUGCUUUACUGGGUUCCUUGGGCUUUAAGCGCUUUUUGUGAACUCACUGCCUUGCUACGGCAACCGUUGCCUCACUUGAGUGGGCCAUCUCCUGGGGCUUGGAGUCACUCUUUGCAGAGAGCACUUUGGAUUCUCCUAGGCAGGCCAUCCUUUCUUGAUAUACAGUCUGUAUUAGCUGACCUCAGCCCAGUGGUUAUGGAACACAACAUGUGGGCCCGAAGUGUCCAGAGUCACAAAGCAGAAUGUGCUUUUGAAUCUCUCUUCCCCACUUCCAGUGGUGCGUGGGAUGGAGAAAGUGGGUAUGGUUAUUGAUUUUCUUUGGGCGGGGGUAGACCUGUCAAUCGCUUGAGGUCAGGGGGUGGGCAAAUGCAGGGACCUUCUAAGAUGUGUGCCAGGGAGCUUAGACUCAAGGGUUGGGGAUUGAGUCUGAGCCAUCUUAGUGUUAAUCUACCCUUCAUUCCUCCUUCGUGUCGGGAGUAACUGUCAGGAUCCCAGACUAAGAAAUUUCCAGAAGCACCAAGUAAUUACUGUUGGGCUCUUAAGGUGGCUCUUUGUGGGAAUAGUUUCCUCUUGUUUUACCAAAGAUACUUCUGCAACUGUGUUUUAUUUUAUUGCCUAUGGAUUUUAUCAGACACUCAUCAUGCUCUUACUUAGUGAUUUCUUUUCGUGAGCAAAGUAACAACUCAUCUAGCACUGAUUCCAAAUGGAGAAAUUUGGGGUUUUCAUGGAGACCGCAAAAAUUUUCCAUUGGUCUAGAGCUUUACGGGUGACAGAUUAGUUGGCCCUAUAGGGUUGAAAUAAUCCUACUCGGCCCUAUAGGGUGGACAUCUCUAGGAUAUUAAAUUAUGUUUGACACUUCCCGUGAACUCUGAGCAAGUUAAGCACAAUGGUUCUUGUCUUUGCCUCAGCUUCUAAGACAUUUGGGGCAAAAGACCUUACUGGUGCAUCUAUUGAAAGUAACAGCAACAUGCCUGGGAGAAAUGGG
Messenger RNA from Orcinus orca (killer whale), 8075 nucleotides. RefSeq names its product protein tyrosine phosphatase non-receptor type 14 (gene PTPN14). Gene Ontology annotation, cellular component: cytoskeleton. The transcript is spliced from 20 exons. The record is from RefSeq and is a predicted model, not a curated record. Gene Ontology annotation, molecular function: protein tyrosine phosphatase activity. Gene Ontology annotation, biological process: protein dephosphorylation; lymphangiogenesis. Bases 719 to 4282 code for a protein of 1187 amino acids. Lineage: Eukaryota; Metazoa; Chordata; Mammalia; Artiodactyla; Delphinidae.